AUGGAUAACAGCAGUUUGGGAUUGCUCGGAGAUGCUAACACAUCUCUUCAGAUUGAACUUCAAUCCUGUACUACAUUGAGGAACCAGGUCUCUCGCAUUUCACUGUAUGCCUUCCUCUCUGUUGGCAUCGUCUGCACAGUAGUGGGCAACUUUCUGGUGGUCUUGUCCAUCGCCUACUUCAAGCAGUUGCAGUCACCCACAAACUCCUUUGUCAUGUCCCUGGCAGUGGCUGACUGCCUUGUUGGCCUGGUAGUGAUGCCAUAUAGUAUGAUUCGGACCGUGGAAGGAUGCUGGUACUUUGGUGUCCUUUUUUGUAAGCUACACUCUAGCCUAGAUGUCAUGCUCUGCACUGCCUCUAUAUUUCAUCUCAGCUGCAUUGCCUUUGACCGCUACUAUGCUGUCUGCAAUCCGCUUGUUUACUCUUUAAAAAUGUCCCGCAGUCGGGUAGCUCUCCUUAUUGUUGUAUGUUGGGCUGUUCCCAUGCUCAUUUCCUUUGGCCCCAUAAUGCUAGAUCUCCAUGUUGCUGGUGUAGACAUCCUGCUCCCUAAAGAUGAAUGUGUGUUCUUGGUCAAUCGCAUUUAUGCUGUCAUGGCUUCCUUGGUAGCCUUUUACUUGCCGAUGGCUGUCAUGCUAAUAGCUUACUGGAAGAUCUUCCAAGCUGCCAAACGUCAGGCCAGGCAGAUCAACGCCAUGGAAAGCCAGAUGGCUGCUGGAGUGGGCAAAGACUCAAGCAAGAAACAAAGACACCGAAACACUAUGAAGAGGGAAAGAAAGGCAGCAAAAACUUUGGGGAUAAUUAUGGGAGUUUUCCUAAUCUUUUGGAUGCCUUUCUUUACAGUCAACAUUGUGGACCCGUUCAUUGAAUACAGCACGGAAGUGGUCAUCUGGGAUAUAUUUUUGUGGCUAGGAUAUAUCAACUCAUCUCUAAAUCCCUUCCUGUAUGGUUUCUUCAACCGUUCCUUCCGUAGGGCAUUCCUAAUGUUCAUUGGCUGCAGGGUAUGCCUGCCUGGAUCCUCCCCUGGGAUGGAGCUGUCGCACACUAAGGAAAGAGGCAAAUGAACGUGCAGAUCAACCAUGAAAUAAAGAUAAUAUCUGUAUAUUUUUUGUAGGCAUAUAAAGCUUACUUAACAGUAAGUGCUGCAUUUUUGUGAAUCAAUGGCACUAUUCAGAGU
Messenger RNA from Sander lucioperca (pikeperch), 1172 nucleotides. Its product is annotated as 5-hydroxytryptamine receptor 4. The record is from RefSeq and is a predicted model, not a curated record. Gene Ontology annotation, molecular function: trace-amine receptor activity. The transcript has a single exon. Bases 1 to 1059 code for a protein of 352 amino acids. Gene Ontology annotation, cellular component: membrane. Gene Ontology annotation, biological process: adenylate cyclase-activating adrenergic receptor signaling pathway. Lineage: Eukaryota; Metazoa; Chordata; Actinopteri; Perciformes; Percidae.